Molecule: messenger RNA, 810 nt
Organism: Trichoderma breve
Lineage: Eukaryota; Fungi; Ascomycota; Sordariomycetes; Hypocreales; Hypocreaceae
Product: mitochondrial k+-H+ exchange-related domain-containing protein
Exons: 2
Coding region: 1-810 (269 amino acids)
Biological process (GO): potassium ion transport; proton transmembrane transport
Cellular component (GO): mitochondrial inner membrane
Source: RefSeq, a predicted model, not a curated record
AUGAGGCUGUAUCUACUCCCCGUAUCCACGCGGCGAACGCUCCUCUACGCCAACAAACUCAAUGCCGCCUCGCACGAUGGCAGCCUCAUCGACCGCGGCGCCGCCUUCGCCGCGCGCAAGUGGGCGCAGUGGGAGAAGAUGGAGCGCGGAUGGCAACGCAAAGUCGUCGACUACGGUAACCAUGCCUUCCGGCGCAUUCCCUUUGAGGAGUGGGGGCUCAAGUCCGUACCACCGCUCUCGGCACGGCGCCGUGAGGACGAGCUGCGGGGCCGCGAUGCCGUCCAGCUGGUGUUCCCGCCGGCUGCGAUUCCGGAGCACAAGGCUGAGGGGGUGGUGCGGAAGUUAGCGACGGAGAGGCAGGCGCUGCAUCGGCAGAGGCUGAUAUGGUGCUUUGUGGGCAUGCCUAUCACGGCGCCUUUAGGGCUGGUACCUCUAGUCCCCAACCUCCCCUUCUUCUACCUCGUCUACCGCGCCUGGUCUCACUGGCGAGCAAUCAACGGCGGCAAACACGUCCAAUGGCUGCUCCAGAACAACCUCCUCCACCUCGCCCCCUCCAAAGAGCUCGACCAGCUAUACACAAAGGACGGCCAGGCCCCCGCCGACGAGCCCGCCGGCAAGGAGCAGAUGCUCAUCACCCAGAAACAGAUCCAGGACUUUUCCGAAACCCUCGACCUGCCCGCCGUCGAGAUUGAGCUCGAGAGGGCCAUCUGGCAGGUCGAGCGCGCGUUGGGCAAGGAGCAAGAGCAGACGGAAAAGGCGCCUGAAGAAAAAGACAAGCAAGCGCACGAGGAAAAAGACAAACAAUCAUGA